UCUACUCGCAUGGCGUGCUGGGUAACCGGAAGCAGUAUUGCACGUUGACAUUGUGCGGCGUCCGACACUGAGAUCAGAGGUAGAAAAAGAGAGGAUUAUGGGAGCUUCAUUGUCCGGUCCUGCCUCCACAGUUAGGGCAGAGGCUGCAAUGGCAGCGCCUCAUUUUGGGGGGAUGUCCCCACCCCCUGGAUGUCCCAUGCAUCAAGAGCCCCCCAAAAGCUCUCCACCGCCUGAGUGCCCAAUGCAUCAGGCUGAGACGGCACCGUCCGGACCAGUGCAUCAGGACAGAGCCUAUGAGUUUGUCCAAUGUCCCAUGAGAGCUGCUGAUGGAGCCAUCGAUCCCACAAACAUGAUGCCUCCUCCAAACCAGGUGCCUGCCCCUGACCAGCCCUUCUCUCUCUCUCUGAAAAGAGAGGAGUCUAAAAUUCCUCGAUCAGGCACAGAAAAUAACUGGGUCUAUCCUUCUGAACAGAUGUUUUGGAAUGCCAUGCUGCGGAAGGGGUGGCGCUGGAAGGACGAUAGUCUUGCACCUGAAGACAUGUCCAACAUAAUCCAAAUCCACAAUCGUAACAACGAUCAAGCCUGGCAGGAAAUCCUGAAGUGGGAAGCGCUGCAUGCUGGCGAGUGUCCAUGUGGUCCAUCUCUUAAAAGAUUCGGAGGCAAAGCAAAAGAGUUUUCUCCAAGAGCCAGAAUACGACACUGGAUGGGAUAUGAAUUGCCUUUCGAUCGACACGACUGGAUCAUAGAUCGUUGUGGAAAGGAAGUCCGCUAUGUCAUCGAUUACUACGAUGGGGACAUCGAUAAAGACUCCUACCAGUUUUCUAUCCUGGAUGUGCGUCCGGCCAUUGACUCUCUGGGGGCUGUUUGGGAUCGAAUGAAAGUGGCGUGGUGGCGCUGGACAUCAUAGAGUUAAUCUUAACACAGUUUUAACCUUUCUGUACUAAAAUAAAACAUCAAACAAACUUCAAAUGUACAAACAUACUAGAAUCUCCAUAUGUACAGUCUUUAUGUAAACACUUGCACACAUUGGUUAGUGGAGAUGGAUCUGGCUUUAAAUCUUUGCUGGAGAUUUGCCUGUAAUGUGCAUUUUUCCACGCUUCGGAAUAGUGCAAAUUAUUGCACAUCAAUGCAAUAACAAUGACUUAUUGGUCAUAAAUGUUAUCAUUUGGAGAGCAUAAUGAAUCAGUGUUUGUUUUUCUUGGUUUAUGGUUGCUGAUGAAUUUCUGCAUUCAUUAUCAGAUUUGCUCAGUGAAACGACAAGUGUUUCAUUUCCUUCUUGUUCAGUGAAUGCUAUUAAAUCUGAACAACUAUCUGAUCUUGCUCAGUGGUUGAACACAUCUGGUGGUUGUUUUCUUUCAAAGGCUGAUUAUUGAGUGUUUUAGCUGAUGCGAGGCGAAAGAUUUAGCAGCUGUUAUAGCUUAUUUUUGAAAAUGGUUCAGUAGUCUGUGUUCUUUGCUUAUGAAUGUAAUUGAUCUGCCACAUUGAAUGAAGCAUAUGAUAUAAGCUUUAUUUCAAGCAUUAUUCCUCUUUCCUCCCAUACUCAUCUUGCGAACUGUCACAACUGUUUCUGCUUUGAAACUCUGUGUGUUUAUUUUGCUGAAAUGGUUGCAUUAUUGUCUGUGUAUAUACUUAAGUGCUGCUGUCUGUGCUCACUAUGAGUGAGGUUUUUCUAAAGACUUUUAAUCCGAUUACUCAAAUAAAUACAUUUCUAUCCAGCUCUGGAACAUGAAUGUCUCACUGAUUUCAUGUAGAUCUGACCUGUCCAAAUAAUUAAGCAUUGUCAGUUCCAGUGAACAUGUUUCCAUGAUUUGUUUAAAGGAAUAUUCCAGGUUCAAUACAAGUCAAGCUGAAUCGACAGCAUUUGUGGCAUAAUGUUGAUUGCUAAAAAAAUGUAUUGUCUCGUCCAUUCUUCUCUUUUUUUGUGAAAAUCUUGGUUACAGUGAGGUACUUACAAUGGAAGUGAAUGGGGAUAAUUUAUGGAGGGAGGGAUUAUGGUGUCAGAAAUGUGAAGGUUAUAAAAAAAAAAGCAUUUAAAUUAUUCUGUUAAAACUCAUUUGAGCUGUGAUUUUUUUUGAAUGUAUAUUAAUUUACACAGAAAAGGUAAAAAAAACAUGUUAACAUGUAUAUUGUUUACAUCUUGUGGCUAUAAUUUUAAAAUAUUUGAAAGAUUUUUGCUUAUUUUUCCUCUCUCUCAUCCUCCCAUUUUUUUUUUUUCACUUUGAGGUAAUCAAUGUUAUGCAAUAAAUGCUGUCUAUUGAGUUUAACUCCGGAACAUCCCUUUAACUGUUAGCCUUCAAAUAAUGUAAAUUCCUGUUUCUUGAAUAAAGGCAAUAAAUAUUUCCUGAU
This is a messenger RNA of Xyrauchen texanus (razorback sucker), 2346 nucleotides long. RefSeq names its product holocytochrome c-type synthase-like. Gene Ontology annotation, cellular component: mitochondrion. Gene Ontology annotation, molecular function: holocytochrome-c synthase activity. The coding region runs from base 98 to 907 and encodes 269 amino acids. Gene Ontology annotation, biological process: cytochrome c-heme linkage. The transcript is spliced from 7 exons. Lineage: Eukaryota; Metazoa; Chordata; Actinopteri; Cypriniformes; Catostomidae. The record is from RefSeq and is a predicted model, not a curated record.